Scomber japonicus (chub mackerel) is the source of this 770-nucleotide messenger RNA. RefSeq names its product threonylcarbamoyl-AMP synthase-like. Gene Ontology annotation, molecular function: double-stranded RNA binding; nucleotidyltransferase activity; tRNA binding. The transcript has a single exon. Gene Ontology annotation, biological process: regulation of translational fidelity. Gene Ontology annotation, cellular component: cytoplasm. Lineage: Eukaryota; Metazoa; Chordata; Actinopteri; Scombriformes; Scombridae. The coding region runs from base 1 to 720 and encodes 239 amino acids. The record is from RefSeq and is a predicted model, not a curated record.
AUGUGUAAAGAGCUCAAAACCAAAGUGCUGCGUUUGGUGCAGCCGGCCUCCAAUGGACCGUCUCUGCGGGAAGAGGACCACACAGAUGCUGCUGAAAUCCUGAGUUGCACCGUGAAGGCUCUGAAGGAGGGCCAUGUUGUUGCCGUGCCCACAGACACCAUCUACGGUCUGGCAUGUCUGGCCCAGAACUCUGACGCCAUCAGAAAGACGUACAACAUCAAAGGGCGAAAUGGGCAUAAACCGCUGGCCAUCUGUGUGGGAGAAAUUCAGGAUAUCUAUAAGUAUUGUAAGGUGAUGGUGAAGAAGGAGCUGCUGUGUGACCUGCUGCCUGGUCCCGUCACUCUGGUGUUUGAAAGGUCCGAAGUACUGAACGUAGAUUUCAACCCCUUUACUUCACUUGUAGGCGUCCGUAUCCCAGAUCAUGCCUUCAUGAGGCGUCUCUGCCAGAUGUGCGGGGAACCUCUUGCACUUACCAGCGCUAACAUCAGCUCGCACGGUAGCACUGUGGCUGUAAAUGAGUUUAAAGAUCUUUGGCCCAAGGUAUCAGUGGUAGUGGACGGUGGGCCUAUCGGAGACCAGAGCCGCCUUGGGUCAACAGUGGUCGACCUAGUAUCAGUACACAACAAAUAUCGCAUCAUCAGACCUGGCUGUGCCCUUUCGUCUACGGUUGAUGUGCUGCAACACAAAUAUGGACUGUCAGAGGACUCGGGGAAAGAAUGACCUUCGAACUUGCCACACUCCGUAACACACGCUGAGACGCACAACCAGCU